AUGGCAUACCUACGUUCGAAAUUCACCAAGAUAACGAAUAAUACAUCGGGAGGGGUUCUGUCUUAUGUUUAUCAAUGGAAAAUAACCAACUGGAGCGAAGUGGAACCUCUCGUCGAGCAUGCAAGCCCAGCGUUUGAUGCAGACGGGUUAAGAUGGGUAUUUAAGUAUUAUAAAGGCCGUCAGAAGAACCCACAGGCUCUCUCACUUUAUUUAGGAAUACUUGAGACGACACCAGGAUGCCUACGAGGCAUCCGCAAAAAGGUUUCGAUAAUAUUUGUGUUGGAGAAUCUGAGAACACGCGGGAUGGAUUUUGGAAAAGUGGAGCUUCCCGUAUGGUUUUGCGAUAAGCAUUCAACAUGGGGGGAAGAGAAUUUAAUAGGGCUGGAAGAAAUAGAUAGAUUCGUCGCGAAUGACACUAUAUCUCUUUGCGUGAACUUUGAAAUACAAGAAUCUGUUAUCGAUGCGCCACCCAAAGUUAAUAACCCGUUCGAUCGGCUGAUCAACUCUCCUCAAUUCUCUGAUGUGACGUUCCGGGUAAUCGAUGAAUGCGAAUGCGAGAAACUGUUCUAUGCGCAUAAAGGCAUUCUUGCGUGUUCAUCGCCGGUGUUUACAGCGAUGCUGACGAAUGGAAUGAAGGAGACAUACGAGCGAGAAAUACGGUUGUGUCAGAUCAAUCACGAUGCAUUUGCAUCUCUUCUGCGGUUUAUCUAUACUUUUGAAAUAAAUAUUCAGUCAAUGGCAGAUGCUGAACAAUUACUGGCUCUGGCUGAGAGGUUUGAAGUUGUCCCGGUUCGGGAUGAAUGUUUGAGAUAUCUAAGAUUAGAGUUGAAUUUAGACAAUGUCUGGGGAGUCUGGGAACUUGCAGAGAAGUAUUCGUGUUCAAAGACAUCAACCGCGUGUCGUGAUUUUGUUGCCACGCACCUUGGAGUUCUUUUAGAUAAAUCGUCAACUCUUCAUGCCAACCCCAAUAUAUUACGACUUGCUCUCGAAAAUGAUGAAGCUAACGUUAGUUCUGAGGAGAAAAUCUAUGAAUUAGUCGUACGAUGGGCAAGUUUCAAUAUUUCAUCUAAUGAAGUUUCUAAUAGCACCACAUCAGGUCCGAGUCAGGAAAAUAAUUCUUCAAUCUGCAUGCCGUCAGAGCCUUGGGGGAGGCUUGACGAGGAGAGUGUUGAUGAAACACUUGAUGGCGAUUUACGUGAUGGUGACAGCCUUGAAGAAACUGAUAUGUGCCUGUCUGAAAACGAUGCAGAAAAGGCUGAUAGAUACACAUUUCCUCGACCGUGGGAAGGUGACCGUUUAAGCGCACUGUCUAUGUUGUUAAAAUGUGUAAGAUUUCCUAUAAUGCAAAAAGGAUAUCUUAUUGAUAAAGUCGAGACCAAUCGGAUAGUAAUGGAGGCUGAAGGGAUGAAAGAUUUGUUACUUGAAGCAUAUCGAUAUCAUUUGAUGGCUGAUGGUGCGAACCAAUUACUCUUGCCGCGUACAAAGCAUCGACGUCGCAAGCCGAGAGUGGAUUGA
This is a messenger RNA of Paraglomus occultum, 1515 nucleotides long. The record is from the annotation of a GenBank genome assembly. Lineage: Eukaryota; Fungi; Glomeromycota; Glomeromycetes; Paraglomerales; Paraglomeraceae.